Molecule: messenger RNA, 987 nt
Organism: Rotaria sp. Silwood1
Lineage: Eukaryota; Metazoa; Rotifera; Eurotatoria; Philodinida; Philodinidae
Source: the annotation of a GenBank genome assembly
AUGGCAUAUACUUCUUCAAUACCUGUGAGCUUUAUUUGUCCUAUAACACAAGAUAUUAUGCAAAAUCCUGUUCUAUUAGUUGAAGAUGGACAUUCCUACGAACAAUCUGCAUUGGAACGUUGGUUCAAAACACACAAUACAUCUCCAUUGACAAAUAAACAAUUAAAAAGUCAAACAUUUGUAAUUAAUUAUAAUCUUAAAUCGAUAAUUGAAGAUUUUUGUCGUCAACAGAGUGAAGUGAGAUCAAUAUUGGAUCUUCGUUAUUUUACUCUUCAUCGUGGUUGUUCACAGAAUGAUCAAUGGAAAAAUAAUCCGAAAUUAAAAAUAAUAAUAUCUCUUAUGGGUCCAUCAAAUGUUGGUAAAUCAUGUCUUGCCUCAAAUAUUGAGUAUGGUGAACCUCAAACAAAUUACAAACAUGAAACUACACUAAUAACAGAUACUUACUUUUUCUAUUUGGAUUUGUUAUUCGAAGAUAAAUAUGCUAUUAUAAUUCAACUCAACGAUUGUCCAGGUAGUGAUCGAUUCGAAGCUGUUUCUGAUCGACAUUUUCGACAAUGUCAUGGUGCCAUAUUUAUGGCUGAUACAACUGAUAUAAGUACAUUUGACCGACUUGAUAAUUAUUGGUAUAAAAAUCUUCGACAAAAAUCAUUAUUUGAUUACGUUGAAUGUGUACUUGCCUGUAAUAAAAUUGAUUUACUUGAAAAAGAUCAUGAUUUAUCCUAUCGUGAAAAAUUCUUUGAACGAGCUGAUACAUUUGCUAUAGAUAAACAAAUGUCAAUAUUUAAUGUAUCAGCUUGGCGUGGAGAUAAUAUAAAAACUAUGUUUCAACAUUUAAUUUUAUGCAUAUUACAAAAUCAAUCAUUACUUCAAAAUCUCAAAGAAAGUCAAAUAGACAGUAAAGAACUAGCAACUAGCCAAAAUUCAAAAAUUACAGCGGCUCCAUUUUUACAAUUGUCGACACAAAAUAAAAAUUCUUCAUGUUGUUGA